AUGAGUCAAUUCAGUCUGUACAACGAAAUAGCUUUAGGUCGACUUCAUAUGAUGAUUACUAACACCACUAAAAUUGAGCACAACGUGACGUUCCCUAAUCAACUGUAUCAACAGACGUCCAACGCAACAGCUGAGGAUAAACUGGCUUUCACAGUUCAGAUUCUGAAGGAGCUGUCAGCCCUGUUUGAGAAGAAUCGCAGCUCUGCACCAUGGGAGGAGAACACAGUGGAGAACUUUCUCAAUAUUGUGAACAAACAGACUGAAGAGCUUCACUCCUGUAUUGGAAGCCACAGCAAUACGACACAGAAGGGGCAACAGCUGUCUUUCAGGAGAGAAAAGUAUUUCAAGAGACUCUUAAUAAAAUCCUAA
Molecule: messenger RNA, 369 nt
Organism: Oreochromis niloticus (Nile tilapia)
Lineage: Eukaryota; Metazoa; Chordata; Actinopteri; Cichliformes; Cichlidae
Product: interferon a3-like
Exons: 4
Coding region: 1-369 (122 amino acids)
Biological process (GO): defense response; response to exogenous dsRNA
Cellular component (GO): extracellular region
Molecular function (GO): cytokine receptor binding
Source: RefSeq, a predicted model, not a curated record